AUGGCGAGUGUGGCUCCCAGCGAUAGCGAGGCUCCAGGGGAGUUGACCUGCCCCAUCUGCCUGGACGCCUUCCGCUGCCCCUGCACGCUCAGCUGCGGCCACUCGUUCUGCCUCAAGUGCGUGGAGGGCGCCUGGGAUGCGGCUGAGUCCUUCUCCUGCCCACAGUGCCGAGUGACCUUCCCUCAGAGGCCCCAGCUGAACAAGAGCGUGACGCUCGCCAACCUGGUGGAGCAGCGCAGUGCUGCAGAGAAAAUGGCCACCAUGGUCUUGUGUGACUUCUGCAACGAUGGCACGACCGCUGCCUCGAAGACCUGCCUCAGGUGUGACAUGUCCUACUGUGUGACUCAUGUAAAGCCUCAUCAGGAGAACCCGAAGUUAAGGAGCCACAUUCUGGUGGAUCCAGACACGAAUCCUGAAGACCGCAAAUGCAAGCCACACAGAAAGAGGAUCAAGUUUUACUGCCGACAGGACGAGAGCUUGGUCUGCACAACCUGCAUCAUCGCAGGAGACCACAAGGGUCACGAUGUGGCUACGCUGGAGGACGAGCACAAGACGCGGGAGAAACAAGUGGGAGAGGAGACGUGGGCGGUGGAGCAGAAGAGGAGAGAGGCGGAGGAGUCCGUUAGGCGGAUGGAGGCCGCUCGCAGGGACGUGCAGGGAUCCAUGACAGAUGAAAAGGCUUCCAUCUCGGUCAGAUUCGCCAGCGCGAGAGCAGCGUUGGAUGCGGAGGAGAAGGCGGCGUUAGAGCAACUGGAGCAGAAAGGACGCAAGCUGCUGUUCCAGAUCGAGAAGAAAAUCGCUCACUACCAGCGCGAGAUCAGCGAGCUCCAGGCAGCAGCUACACGCCUGCAGGCCCUAGCGCAGGAGAGGGACUCGUUCGCGUUCCUGCAGGGGCACCUGGAGGAGACGUGCAGGACAGGGAGGUUUACAGCAGAUCCACCCUCAUGUCCUAGCCAAGAGGACAUUGCCUCGCUUAAAGGCACCGAGAGAAUGGUGGCCAAAUUCCUGUGUGAGUUAUUCACCGUGAAACAUGGGUGAUGGGGCCAU
Molecule: messenger RNA, 1047 nt
Organism: Petromyzon marinus (sea lamprey)
Lineage: Eukaryota; Metazoa; Chordata; Hyperoartia; Petromyzontiformes; Petromyzontidae
Source: RefSeq, a predicted model, not a curated record